This is a messenger RNA of Gigantopelta aegis, 914 nucleotides long. RefSeq names its product UPF0686 protein C11orf1 homolog. Gene Ontology annotation, cellular component: nucleus. The record is from RefSeq and is a predicted model, not a curated record. Bases 132 to 626 code for a protein of 164 amino acids. Lineage: Eukaryota; Metazoa; Mollusca; Gastropoda; Neomphalida; Peltospiridae. The transcript has 3 exons.
UGUGUCUGUUCCCCCUAACAACGCAGACGCCUUGAAACAAUCGCAGCCGGUUUUGUUGACACACUCAGAACUGUGGCUAAACUCAACACCCGUUCGGAUUUGUUCUUGUUGCGCUAUUUUAAAUCGGGAUAAUGGAGGCGAGGAGGCUAUCUCCCCCGUUUAUGAGCAUGGUCCGUAGCAGUGGACACGGACAGACCUGGACACACCAUACGGACGCCGAAAAGUUCAACGAGUUUGGAUGGCGAUCCACAACCAACGAAAGCAACUUCGAAAACAAAACACUGGUCGGAAACUGGAACGAAGAGCGAUUCGAUAUCGAGGAACGCAAACAAGGAGUGCAAUUACCGUCGCAGUACAACCAUUACUUCGAAACGACGUACAGCACAAGUAUCAAGGGUAUGCCUCGCAAGGUGCCCCCAGAACUUAAACAUUUAAUAGGCCGUGAGCCCUACGCAUACCCGGGACACCAGCCGGAACUGGACUCGCCCUCUAUGAAAGAGACCUACAACAGCUGGGCGACAACGUCACGUGUUGCGUACGGCGAUCCGUGUCUGCGCACGAGACCGCUGGAGAUACUGAGCAGCACAAACAAUCAAGAAGCAGGCGGGCUUAGCGGGUCAACGUGAAAUGUGCUUCAAUGUGAAACGUUUAGGUGUACCUGGAUUGUAACAUUAUUAACAGGGUUGUUUUUUUUUGGGGGGGGGGUUGUUUUUUGUUUUUUUGUUGUUGUUGUUUUUAUGUUGUUUUUUGUUUGGGGGGGGGGUGUUUUAGGGGGAUUUUGGGGUGUUUUUUUUAGGAUACAUAUAUAAUAUAUAUAUCAAAUAUAUUUUUCAUAUGUAGGCUUUGAUCAGAAGGGACAGAUGAUUUUUAAUCAUCUAUCAAAGUGUGACAGAGGCGGAUCUAGGGGGGUCGGG